Messenger RNA from Bombina bombina (fire-bellied toad), 4962 nucleotides. RefSeq names its product septin 9 (gene SEPTIN9). Gene Ontology annotation, cellular component: microtubule cytoskeleton; cell division site; septin complex. The coding region runs from base 2043 to 3707 and encodes 554 amino acids. Gene Ontology annotation, molecular function: molecular adaptor activity; GTP binding; GTPase activity. NCBI's taxonomy places the organism in Eukaryota, Metazoa, Chordata, Amphibia, Anura, Bombinatoridae. The transcript is spliced from 11 exons. The record is from RefSeq and is a predicted model, not a curated record. Gene Ontology annotation, biological process: cytoskeleton-dependent cytokinesis.
GAAACUAAAGGGAACUCAGGGGCCAGAGGAAACGUGAGAUAAAGAGAGGAGGAGAAAGGCAAGCAAUAGCUAUAGAGUUAGAUAGUGAGAGGGGCAGUGACUGACCAAGCUGGGUACUGGGAGACAGCACAGGGAGAGGAGGGAGAGAUAGGGAGGAGUGAAAGAAGAAAGAGAGGAGAGGGAAAUAGCUGAAAGGAAAGAGGUAGAAAAGAAGUCAAGGCUUAGAGAGAUACACAGAGACAGGGGUGAGACUGAAAGAGAGAGAGAGACGUAGAGAGUGAGAGACAGAAGGAGAGAGAUAGUAAGAGACAGAGACAGGGGUGAGACUGAAAGAGAGAGAGAGAGAGAGAGAGAGAGUGAGUGAGAGACAGAAGGAGAUAGAGGUAGUAAGAGACAGAGACAGGGGUGAGACUGAAAGAGAGAGAGAGAAGUAGAGAGUGAGAAAGUGAGAGACAUAAGGAGAGAGAUAGUAAGAGACAGAGACAGGGGUGAGACUGAAAGAGAGAGAGAGAAGUAGAGAGUGAGAGACAGAAGGAGAGAGAUAGUAAGAGACAGAGACAGGGGUGAGACUGAAAGAGAGAGAGAGAGAGAGAGUGAGAAAGUGAGAGACAUAAGGAGAGAGAUAGUAAGAGACAGAGACAGGGGUGAGACUGAAAGAGAGAGAGAGAAGUAGAGAGUGAGAAAGUGAGAGACAUAAGGAGAGAGAUAGUAAGAGACAGAGACAGGGGUGAGACUGAAAGAGAGAGAGAGAAGUAGAGAGUGAGAGACAGAAGGAGAGAGAUAGUAAGAGACAGAGACAGGGGUGAGACUGAAAGAGAGAGAGAGACGUAGAGAGUGAGAGACAGAAGGAGAGAGAUAGUAAGAGACAGAGACAGGGGUGAGACUGAAAGAGAGAGAGAGACGUAGAGAGUGAGAGACAGAAGGAGAGAGAUAGUAAGAGACAGAGACAGGGGUGAGACUGAAAGAGAGAGAGAGAGUGAGAGACAGAAGGAGAGAGAUAGUAAGAAACAGAGACAGGGGUGAGACUGAAAGAGAGAGAGAGAGAGACAGAAGGAGAGAGAUAGUAAGAAACAGAGACAGGGGUGAGACUGAAAGAGAGAGAGAGAGUGAGAGACAGAAGGAGAGAGACAGUAAGAAACAGAGACAGGGGUGAGACUGAAAGAGAGAGAGAGAGAGAGUGAGAGACAGAAGGAGAUAGAGAUAGUAAUAGACAGAGACAGGAGUGAGACUGAAAGAGAGAGAAAGAGAGAGUGAGAGACAGAAGGAGAUAGAGAUAGUAAGAGACAGAGACAGGGGUGAAACUGAAAGAGAGAGAGAGAAGUAGAGAGAGUGACAGAAGGAGAUAGAGACAGGGGUGAGACUGAAAGAGAGAGAGAGAGAGAGAGAGAGAGAGUGAGUGAGAGACAGAAGGAGAUAGAGGUAGUAAGAGACAGAGACAGGGGUGAGACUGAAAGAGAGAGAUAGGAGAGAGAGACAGGGAGAGACAGAAGGAGAGAGAGAGAUAGUGAGUGAGAGACAGAAGGAUAGAGAGAAACAGAUGGAAAGUGACAAAAGAGAGAGACACAGACAGGGAUAGACAGAAGGAGAGAGACAGAGACGGGAGAAACAGAAAAAGAGAGAGAGACAGGGGAGAGAGAAAGACAGACGGGGAGAAAGAGACAGGGAGAGACAGAAAGACAUAGACAGAUAGGGGAGAGAGAGAGAGACAGGUAGAGACAGAAGAAGAGAGAGACAGAGAUAGGGGAGAGAGAAACAGACACAAGAGAGACAGGGAGAGUCAGGAGGAGAGAGAGAGACAGGGAGAUACAGAAGGAGAGAGAGAGAAGGAGUAAAGAAGAGAGAUAGCGGGACGAACAGAGAGAGGGAGGAAGAUAAAGGGGUGCGAGAAAGACUGAAAGAAAGAAAGUGGGAGGGAAAAAGUGAAAGCUACAGGAAAAAGUGGAAAGAGGGAGGGAGAUUGAAAAGAGGUGGACAGAGCGGGCACCGCCUCCCAAACAAGGGCAGAGAGGCCGGGCUGCAGAUAAGCUGAUGCUGGGGGAGUGAUGGACAAGGAACGCAUCACAGCGUUGAAGAGGUCCUUCGAAGUAGAAGAGGUUGAUCAGUCCCCCAAUCCAACAGUCCCAUCUCGUCGCAUCCAAAAUCCUCUACUAAAAGGAGCAUCAGCUACACCCCAGAAAUUCCAGGACUCUGGGGCAAGGAAUGCUGACCUGAGACAUGCAGAAGCUGGCAACCAGCGCUCUCCCAAAUCCUCACUGAGACGGAUUGAGCUAUCGGGAUCCAGGCACCCUGAACCAAUGUCCAGACGAACAGAGAUUUCCAUAGAUAUCUCCUCCAAACAGGUGGAGAACUCUGCUCCAGGGUUGUCCAGGUUUGGCCUAAAAAGGGCUGAACUUCCUGGACAUAAACCUCCAGAACCCAUCCCUAGAAGGACAGAGAUCAGCCUGGGAAAAGCUCAUGAUCUCCGUGUAGAAUCACCAAGCUCCAAAAUACCAGAACUACAACAGAGGCGAGCAGAAGACUCCAACCCUAGAAGAGUGGAGAUUCAAGUACCCAAAUCCCCAGAGGUUCCUCAAGUCAGACAAGUGGAAAACUCCAUUGCAGCUUCCACUGGAAUUCCUCAAAUAGAAACCAAAAUACUGCCUGUCCAAUUGGAGAUACAGCAGGGAACACCAGAAGUUUGUGAGGACCCUCAAGGAUACGGAGCCAUCAUGACUGAUACUAUCAGGGACAUCGGGGUAAAGCAGGCCCUACCUGCCCGAGCUGUAGGGGAGAAACCAGUGGAUUUCGGAUAUGUGGGAAUUGAUGCCAUCUUGGAGCAGAUGAGGAAAAAGGCCAUGAAGCAGGGCUUCGAGUUAAACAUCAUGGUUGUGGGUCAGAGCGGAUUAGGGAAAUCCACAUUAAUAAACACACUCUUCAAAUCUAAAGUGAGCAGAAAAUCAGUGCAACCUACGCCUGAAGAGCGAAUCCCCAAAACUGUGGAAAUCAAGAGUGUUACUCAUGAAAUCGAGGAGAAAGGUGUGCGGAUGAAGCUGACGGUUAUUGAUACACCCGGCUUUGGAGAUCAUAUCAAUAAUGAGAACUGCUGGAUGCCCAUCAUGCAAUUCAUCAAUGACCAGUAUGAGAAGUACUUGCAGGAAGAGGUGAACAUCAAUCGCAAGAAGCGGAUUCCAGACUCGCGGGUUCACUGCUGCAUAUAUUUUAUCCCAGCUACCGGCCACUCGCUUCGGCCUCUGGAUAUUGAGUUUAUGAGGCGUCUGAGCAAAGUAGUAAAUAUUGUACCGGUCAUUGCCAAAGCGGACACUUUAACUCUGGAAGAGAGAGACUACUUCAAGCAGAGGAUCCGUGCAGAUCUACAGAACAAUGGGAUUGAUAUCUACCCUCAGAAAGAGUUUGAUGAGGAUGCAGAGGACAGACUGGUGAAUGAGAAAAUCAGGGAAAUUAUCCCUUUCGCUGUGGUUGGGAGUGACCAAGAAUACCAAAUCAAUGGGAGACGGAUACUGGGGAGAAAAACCAAAUGGGGAACAAUAGAAGUGGAAAACACGGGACACUGUGAAUUUGCCUGUCUGCGGGACCUUCUUAUCAGGACGCACAUGCAAAACAUUAAAGACAUCACCAGCAGUAUCCACUUUGAGGCGUACCGCGUGAGGAGACUUCAGGAAAGCAACGGCAUGUCCAAUGGCACAUCAGAGAGAGACAACGAGAUGUAACGUCCUGACUUCCAUCAUUCCACCUGCCCAAGUCUGUCUUCUACUCCCAGGGGGAAGGACUCCUUGUGACGUCUGAUUUAUGUGCCAUAGAAUUGGGGGAAGUGACUUAUUUUAGGGGGGAGAGUUCCUCUGAUCUUAAUUUUGUGAUUUAGAAUGUGCCAUAAAAUUCAGAAAACUGUAUGGUGCUCUAUCUAUCUUCUUGACAUUUCAUUGGUCAAAUAGCUUCAUACACUGUAACUGCCCAUUUAGCAGUUCACAAUACCUACCCCACUUUUACCUAAAUUCUUAUUAGGAAGAACUCUCCCCUGAGUGUGUGACAGGUUUGUUUUACGAGAGGCAGAUAGGCCGUGUUUGUUUGAGAGAGGGAGUUUCUGAGCUAGGGUUGCUUCUGUUUGCCAAACUUGUAAGUGGUGAAUUCACACAUCAAAAGUGAAUGUAUAUGCCCCUGAUAAUGUAGUAUUUAUUGCACCAUUAGGAAAAAAGUUUAGGUUUUGGUAUGUGGCAAGUGGACUCAAAGAAAGGGGGAGAACUGUAUAUUGCACCGUUAAAGUGGUAGCGGGAUGGAAGUGAUUGGAAGGUUGAAUUGAAGGGCUUUUAGAGAUGAAUUUUCAGACUGUUCGUGGUCAGGGUUUCGCAGUGAAACCACUGAAGCAUUUAUUAAAUUUGUCUUCGAAAGUAAAUGAUUACCCAUUACUACACAUUUCCUCAAUACAAGAAACCCGUGCGUAAUUUUUUUUUUUUUUUUUUUUAAUUAUUUAAUUUUUUAUAAUAUAUCUGUAGCUCGGUCAUUUUGUGAACUCUCGCACUCCUAUCUUCCCUCUGCCUUCAGAUCUACAUUCAGACUAUGAAAGAGAAAAAAAAUAAAAAAUAAAAAAAAAUAUAAUACUUGUCGAGUUGCUAUAUUUUAGCAAAUAAAGUAUAUUAUCUGAAAGAUAUCUAUUUCAAAUGUUAAAAUUUAAGGUAUGAAGGGGAGGUCGCUCAAUGCACUUCAAAACUCGCCACCCUGUCUGUGUGAUAUUAUUAUAUUGUUGUUCUUUGUCAAAAUGUUUUUUUUUUUCUUUUAGAAUACAUUUUUUGUUUUUGUGUUUUUUGUUUUGUUUUGUUUUUGGAGGGCUAAAAUAAUUAAAAAAAAACAAUAUUUCUUAAAGUGGCCUUUAAUUUGAUUUAUAUGCAUUAUGGAAAACUAGUCUUUUUGUAUAAAUAAUAAAAUGUGUUUUAAAAUGUAUUUCCUAAAAUAAAUGUUGCAAAUGCAAAA